UGUAAAACAUUGGCUUGAUCAGUGUAGUAUAGGUAUAGCCAAUCUGAUUGCCUACACCUAUAGCAAUUCUUUUGUUUUUUGUCUUUAGAUAAGUAACAAAAAAAAUUCCAUUUUCCCAUUCUUGGGUCUCUGAUUUAGAACAUAUUAAUCCUUUUCCCACACUUGAAUACAGCUUUCUAUUUUUGUGUUUCUUUAACAAACAUCAUUGAAGCAUAAUCUCCAACAAUUUUUGUCCUUUCCUCCAUAUUUUCUUCUAAGCAAAAAAACCAUUUUUCCCUCCCAUUUCAACCUUUGCAAUCAUCAAAAGGAGAGUAACAAUGACGGAAGAAAACUAUGAUUCAGAAAUGCCACUUGGUUUUGGGAAUGAAAUGGACAAUGUUGUGGGGAGGAUAUCGAGUUGUGGGUCAAGAAAAAGACCGAUACCACAGUCAUUUUACCCGGCGCAUGUUCAACAACAACCUUCUUCACACAAACAUAGAUCAACAGUUGGUGUUCAAGCUCGCGCGACAUCAUUAGAACCAUCAAUUCAUCGGUAUGAAGAACCAACCGAAGAUAAAGGCUGUCGUAUUAGUGCUGUGGCGAAAAGUCAGUUAGGUCAGAACAAUACUUCAUUGGCUAUGCAUCCACUGUCGGGAUUAAUGAAAGAAGUUGAGACAGAAAUUGAAGAUGUUGCACCUGAUAUUAUUCAAGGAGGUACUGGUGAAGGUCGAACUAGUGUCGUUCAAGGGACAAUUGUUAGUCCUUCGAUACAAGAAGAAGGGCAAACGACUAAUGGUGCUUGGUGUGAUCACAGAACGAAGAGAAAUGCUGAUUUAAGUAAUCAACCAACUUGUGAUAUUGUUGUCGAUUUCCUUCAACAAGUAGCGGUUGCAUUUGAGGAAGUAAAAGCAAAUCAAGAAGAGAGCACAAGGUCGGCGAAAGAUUCAAUUAGUAUGCACCCAAGUCUUGAACCAACAUUUCUAGCCAUUGUUAAAAAGCACGGAGACAUUACAAAGGAUUGUCUGCUGGAGUCAGGUUACAUGCUGACUUCUGUUCUAGAAGCUAUAUGUAAGGUUGUCCAAGAACUUCAACAGAAACACUUGACUCAAUUCAAUUGUGAUCUCUUGAACUCCUACUACUCCGUAGUCAGGGAUACUGAGAAAAUGAAGGUGAAUGUCAACUGGUUAAGAACUCGACUUGAUGAGAUUAAAGAUGCGGUAAAUUGUAUUGUUGAGACAAAAAAUCUCGACGAUGAGAAGAAUAGGCUCACAAAACAGAUUGAAAAUGAGAAGAAGGAUCUCGAAUCAAUGAAUGCUGAAUUGGAGAAACUCAAGUCUGAAAUCGCAAGAAAGGAAAAUCAGCAGUUUGUUUAUGAUCGAGCACUCAGAAUUCAGCAGUUUAAAAACAUGCCAUUGAUGGAGACAUUUCAAUAGUUUUAACCGCGUAUAAAUUUUCUAUCCUUCUCUAUGUCCAUGCUGGUGUUUACGAUAGAUCUUCCCUCUAGUUCAUUGAUACUUAACCGUCAUUUCAUUUGAUCUGCCACAAAGCUAAGGAUGAACUAGAUUCUUUGUUGUUCUUGAUACUAACUUUGCUUUAAUAGUACAUAUAUAACUUACGCAGUCGACUCCAGACUCCACUGAUAGAAUAGAGCUGGACUUGUUGAUUUUUGAUAUAGUUGGAAGUACUUAACUACAACAAUAUACCCAAUGUAUUCUCACAAAGCGGGGUCUGAGGACGUUGGAGUAUCGCAUGCAGUCCAUACCACUACUCUGAGGUAAGGCAGAGAGGCUGUUUCUGAUAGACCAGUGGCUCAAGACGAAACGAAACAGUCUAGAAAAGAUGAAAGUGAUUAACUAGCUAGCUGAAGAUGAUCUUAACUUGAGUAUCGUUGGGAGUCUUACCCCUUACCUUGUGAAGUUCAAAAAUCUCAAGAAAAUGGCACAGGAAAACUAUUACGCAGAACUACCAGCUGGUUUUGCUACGUCGAUUUCGGGUUAUGGGUCAAGGAAAAGACCAACACCGCAUUCAUUUGACCCCAGUCAUGUCCAACAUCAAGCUUCUUCACAUAAACAGAAACCAUCAGUUGGUGUUAAAGAUCGUGUAGCAUCAUUAAAACCGUCAAUUCAUCAGUCCGAAGCAGCAACCAAUGCCAAAGAAAGUCCGAUUAGUGUUGUGGCGAAAAGUCAGGCCACACCAAUACCUCACCAGCUAUGCACUCGCAGCCGGGAUUAAUAAAAGAAGUUAAGACAGAAAUUGAAGAUGUUGCACCUGAUGUUAUUCGAGGAGGUAUUGGCGAAGGUCCUCUUCAUCGUAUUGUUAGUCCAUCGAUUCAAGAAGAAGGGAGAAUGACUAAUGAUGCUCGAUCUGGUCACAAGAGGAAGAAAAUUAUUGAUUUAAGUAAUCAACCAACUUGCAACAUUGAUGUCAAUUUCCUUCUACAAGUCGCGUUUGCUUUUGAGGAAGUAAA
Messenger RNA from Capsicum annuum, 2446 nucleotides. RefSeq lists its product as uncharacterized. The record is from RefSeq and is a predicted model, not a curated record. NCBI's taxonomy places the organism in Eukaryota, Viridiplantae, Streptophyta, Magnoliopsida, Solanales, Solanaceae. The transcript is spliced from 4 exons. The coding region runs from base 318 to 1412 and encodes 364 amino acids.